AUGCCACUCGCAGAUGGACAGGACUCGGUACAGAAAUGGAGGGCCUCAAAGGGAUGGCUACCUCGGACGUUACACAAAAUAUACCUCAUUCCGCUGGCAGGGUUGUUCCUGUUCAUGCUGGGAGUCAUCGAACUUCUGCGCGAAUACUCCAAGCGGAUGGGAGGUAUAGUUCACUGGACAUAUGAAGAGGACCUGCCGAUGGCCAUAUGGGGAGCCUACACCUAUCUGCCCUUGAUCUUUGCCCUAUUAGCCAUCAAUCUUCUGGAUGUUUGCGCCCAGGAUGUAUUACGGCUUGAACCUUUUUUUCAACUCGCUAAGCCCGGCGGGGCUCCGGCCACAGUGCUAUUCAACAAUUAUUGCUGCAACGCCUUUACGGCAUCAUUCAUAGCAUUUCGCAAUCGCCAUUGGGUUGUGCUAUGUGCUGCACCAGUCUCCUUGAUUUUUCGCAUGUUCCUCCCCUCGCUGCUAGCUGGUCUAGUGGUCCUGGACGAUGGAAAUUGGAUUGAGAAGAAACUCGUCAACACCUGGCCGACUAUCAUCGAUUUGGAGAUUCAACAAGUUUGGCUCGCAGCAGGAUCCUUGGGGGAGGGGCCUUUGGGUUCGCCGGAGCUGAACAGCUUUUUCAUGCCUGACCCUGCAGAUUACGCAACUCCUCCUGUCUCACUGCCCGAUGAUCAAAACGACUCGUCUUUGUUAACUUUGAAUCAAACCAUAUAUUGGUCGAAUAUGACAUGUGUCAGCAAUACUCGAAGAGGGGUAUCGCCACAAACCGUGAAAAAUACCACCUUGACGAGCCAACUGCCUCAUGGUCAACAAAUUUGGUCAUGGAAUGUUGGAAAUAUGUCACUGGGUACCCUUCCAGGCGGUAACAGCAGCUCACACUGUCAGAUCAACGUUGCGUUGGACACUGUCAUCGGAUCAGAUCAACAGACUCUACAAGCGAAGUUUUGGGAGCCCAUGGGCUCUGAUGGGAAAUUACCGGCUCCAUCCGCCUUCACAAACGAGGAUUGCAGUGCUUUCAAGGUUUUCGGGAUAAUGGUCGAUAUGGAACUUGCCGCAGGAAACGUUUCCGAUUCGAAUGUCACGGUCCUUGCCUGUUCACCAACGUAUCAGCAAGCCUCGGCAGCUGUGACUCUCAACCCAAACGCCUCUAUUGCCGAUGUGGAUAUAACGACGUCAACUGUCAAAUCUCUCGACACAGCUGCAUUCUACGUGGAUGGAAUUCACGAUCUGAUUGCCUCUCGAUAUUUGACAUCGGUCUCCGAUGUCUGGUUCGGAAACACCUCGCAGUUCAAUGGUUCUGCCAGUAGCGGUGACCCCAUCAUCGUCGCAACCGAUUCGACUAUAUUAGCCUACGAGGACUAUGUGCAGAAAAUCCGCCAGUAUUGGAAUUCAGACUUCAUUGUCACGAUCGAUCGAUUUUUCAGCCCUGGAGGGUUUCCAACAUCCGUCGAAGCCAAACAGCGGAGUUUUGUGGUCAUUUUGACGGUCGCAUCCAAGGCCGCAACAGUUGCUGAAGCUAUUCUGGCCUUGGGCCUCUGUAUGAUCGCUACUUUGACAUACGUGUACCGGCGUCGGCCUAAUUUCUUGCAAUGGGACCCAGGGUCAAUCGCUGCUCAAUGCACCAUCGUUGCACGUCUCUUCAAGCCCUCAACCCAGGUCAUGUUCUCAGAGGCAAAAUUGCACAUGUCAACCACUCGCCAACUUCGGCAAUGGGCAAACGGCAAAUGGUGCGAGUGGGUAGAUGAUGAUGGUAAAGAAAAGCUCCAAGUCGUUGAUCGAAGUGAAGCAUCUCUGGCUCCACCUCAUCCACCUCCCGGUCGCCGAGAUCCCAUGCCCCAUUUCUUGAGGCCUAUUUGGUUUCUGCUCGAGUGCUUGCUUUUCGCAGCGAUACUGGCUCUUUUCGGCAUGAGUUUGGCAUACCUUCGCUGGAAGAAUAUCAACUCUUUCUUCAGUACCGGAGCCACUGUGGCCAUGAUCUUCCUCAACUUUGGUCCCACUGCGAUUGCGUCUAUCAUUGGCUCGUUUCUCGUCUCAAUUUAUCGCAGUUUAAGCUCGAUGGAGCCUUGGAUUAGGCUGCAAGAUGGAAUGGCCUCGGCGCGGCAGUCUGUCGUCGAGAACUAUGGGAUUCAAACACCUUUUAUUCCAUUGUUCAUCAGACGCCAUCGACGACCCGGUAUUCUUCUUGCACUGUCUAUUGUGUGCCUAGGAGAUCUCGUGCUUCGAAUCCUCAGUGGUGGCCUCUUCACACCACAACUCAAGAACUAUUCGUCGCCGAGCUCGGAUUUGAUCAACAUGUACAAUUCUUCUGCCAUGGUCAACAAUGUCAACCAAAGUGAUAUCGAAAUUUCCUUGGUGGCUACAGGCAGACUGUUGAACAACGUCUCCUUCCUUCAAUGGGCUUCAACAGAUGGAAAAUUCUUCAUGGUGCCAUUCUCGUUUCACAAUGCCUCUGACGAUGACUACUACACUGUAUAUUCGGCAACAACACGAGGCAUUGGAGCCGACCUCGACUGCAAGGUGCUCCCCGCUGCUUCAUCGGACACUUCACUUGCCUGGAAUUAUACGAUCGCUCAAUCCGGAGCCAAACAGACCUGUAGCGUGGACAUUCCCCUGACAGACGACUUGACGAGCAAAAGCGGAAAGUCUGUUCACUAUUAUGCCCCCAAUGGGACAGACACGACUUGCCAAGAAUCCAGCAUCUUUGUUUUAGCUUUCUGGGACCUAAAGAACGUGACCGACAUCAACAAAGCCGGCACAACCGCCUUACAUUGCGAGCCAAAAAUUCACAUACAAGAUUUCCACGUCGAAUUCGACUCCAGUGGAAUGGUUCAGAAUCAGAAUGCCAUCAGUGGGAGCACCAUUUCAAGCGGCGGACUCUUUCAAAACGCAUCAGAAAUCUUGGCGGACUUCAAUCAAGUGUUAGCCGGCCAGCCUCGAAACUUUUCAUCACAUCAUUUCAACUUCUCACACCCUCAUGACCGCCAACACCACCAUCGACAUGACUGGCCUGGCCGAUUAACCGCCAAUGCCUAUGACAUGACCUUCCCACACGACUUCACAUUGAAGUCAAGACAUCUCAUGCUCUCCGUGCAGACAGUCUACCAGACUGUUUUCAGUACCCACCUCGCUCUUUGGAAGGAAAAAUUCCUUGAGCGUCUACCGACACAUUCUCCCCAAGCGGCACACGGCAAUCUCCUAGAUAGCCUGUGGGGAUUCAUACCUUCCACCAGCCUAGUCGUCAUCAUCAUCUGCCUCCUAGCCAUUGACGCAGUCGCGCUAAUGGGUGUGUUCGCAUUUCGCUUCAACCGAUAUCGAGGACCGCGCGUGCCACGGUCAAUCGGAUCUCUCAUCCCGUGGGUUGUGCAAAGUCGCAUGCUUGCCGACCUUGGGGAUACGUGGGACAUGAGCGAACGCGAGCGGGAGAGGUACUUGCUUGAGAAGGACUGCAAGUAUAAAGUCGGAGACUUUUCAGCUGUGGGUGGGCCCCCGUGGGCCUUAGAUUAUGAUUACGAUAACCAACGUUCAGAACCGGGGAUUGAGCUGCAUGAACGUGGACCUGUUGAUUAG
Messenger RNA from Penicillium cataractarum, 3570 nucleotides. Its product is annotated as DUF3433 domain-containing protein. Lineage: Eukaryota; Fungi; Ascomycota; Eurotiomycetes; Eurotiales; Aspergillaceae. The record is from RefSeq and is a predicted model, not a curated record. The transcript has a single exon. The coding region runs from base 1 to 3570 and encodes 1189 amino acids.